Molecule: messenger RNA, 1016 nt
Organism: Mollisia scopiformis
Lineage: Eukaryota; Fungi; Ascomycota; Leotiomycetes; Helotiales; Mollisiaceae
Product: DUF500-domain-containing protein
Exons: 2
Coding region: 157-852 (231 amino acids)
Molecular function (GO): phosphatidylinositol binding
Source: RefSeq, a predicted model, not a curated record
AUCUUCUCUGUGGAUAUAAGACGACUUCCAGUCCUUAUGAAAUUUAAUACACCAAAACAGUCUUCCUUUCAAUUUCUUAUCUCGACUAUACCCUUUACCAAGUUUCCCAAGUCUUCUCAAAUCCUGCAUAUAUUUACCAGAUAGAACAUCUCCAAAAUGGGUCUCUUCACUUCGACAGGCGUUGGAAAGGAGAGUGACAAAGCAGCUCAGAUACUCAAAAGCUUCGUCAGCAAAGGCAAAAUUCCCACAGAAGCCAUCGCGAACGCCAAAGGCCUAGCAAUAUUCUCCGCCAUCCGAGCCGGAAUGUACCUCGCUGGCUCCGGCGGUUCAGGCAUCGUCGUCGCGCGCCUCGCAGACGGGACCUGGUCGCCUCCCUCCGCCUUCUCAGUCCGAUCCGGCAGCAUUGGCCUCGUAUACGGCGUCGAUGUAUACGACUGCGUCUGUGUUCUCAACACAGACGCCGCGGUAGAAGCCUACUCCAAGCCCGAGAUGAAUCUUGGCGGUACAGUCGCUGCUGCAGCUGGGCCAAUUGGUGGAACUGCGGAUAUGAAUAUGAAGGAAUACAAACCAGUCUGGGUCUAUACCAAGUCGCGGGGCCUGUACGGUGGGCUAACGGUGGAUGGCACGGUGAUAAAGGAGAAGGGAGACGCGAAUGCUGAGUUUUAUGGAUCGAAGGUUACGGCGGCACAGAUUUUGAGAGGCGAUGUUCGUGCGCAGGUUGGAGGUAGCAAGUGGCCUGCGGGUGCGAAGCAGCUGGUUGAGGUGCUCAAGUUGGCUGAAGGGAAGAGAGCCGAUGAGGGGGUGCUCCAAGGGAUUAGCACCGAACCGACACCGGGUGAUUUGGAGGAAUAAGGUCGAUGUACUUCGGGUUGACCAGAAUGAUUCUUGGAGACUCUUGAUAGAACACCGGGGAUUGUGGAAUUGGCGUAGAGCAAGAUGGGUUAGAUGGGAUUGGUUGAUACCAUUGUGUACUCUAUUGAACUGCCAGUGGUGUUUUACUUAUGCGAAUAAUACAU